Molecule: messenger RNA, 3473 nt
Organism: Micropterus dolomieu (smallmouth bass)
Lineage: Eukaryota; Metazoa; Chordata; Actinopteri; Centrarchiformes; Centrarchidae
Product: polyunsaturated fatty acid lipoxygenase ALOX15B-like
Exons: 16
Coding region: 581-2674 (697 amino acids)
Biological process (GO): lipid oxidation; linoleic acid metabolic process
Molecular function (GO): protein binding; iron ion binding; oxidoreductase activity, acting on single donors with incorporation of molecular oxygen, incorporation of two atoms of oxygen
Source: RefSeq, a predicted model, not a curated record
GUAUGUUUUCUUCUGUUUGGUGGUCAUGUCACAAUGUGUUACCCAAUCAGCUGCGACAAAAAUGUAGUGCGCCUUCCUACACGACAGGGUGUUCGAGGCACCGCCGUUUCUGUUGGGCGCUGAACUCGCCCCAGUUUUACUAGCGGCCGUAAAAUGUUUCACUAUCAGAGUUUGGUCGAUAACAUUUGGAAAGUCUAGAAGAGCUGCGCUGCACGUUCAAGUUGGCGGAGGCUAAACAGGAAGUUGACACAAACGAACAUGUUGCCCCGCGCCGACUAACGCUUCGAUGGUGUAAUUGCAGAGCACGUCACCAGGGCAAGAUGGCGGCUGCCGUAUCCGGGGAAUUUUGGCUUUGUACAGAGGCAGGAAGUGGAGACGCGGCGGCCAUCUUUAUCUACAGUCACAGCUCCGCCCCCUCCUGCAGCCGGAUGAUAAAGUCCCCCCCCGACUCUCCCUCCUCCGACUUUAACAGAUUAUCAGUUAUUAAUAAUUAAUCGGAGGAAUGAUCGACACGCAGCUUCUGUGAGCUGAACUCUGCAGAAAUGUGCAAACUAAAUAUUGACAGAAGCCGUCGCAGGAGAUGUAUUUCUCUCUGCUCGCAGUCGGAGAGGAGUCUGUGCGGCACUUCAUCAACGUUGCCAUGGUGAUAUACCGCAUCGUCGUGUACCAGGAACAUUUGUUUCUCCGCGGCGACGCCCACCGAACCACCGUCCAACUGGUUGGCAGCAGAGGAGCCAGCGAGCGCGUCCCAUUGGCUGAGAGAUCUGUAUGUCGGGUUUUGAAGAGCAUGUGUUGCUGCUGCAAAACCACAGAAGAAAAAGCAGAAUACGAGGUUCAGUGUCCCAGGAGCCUUGGAGCUCUGCUAUUGGUCCGUUUGGAAGCCCCGCCCACCGAAGCCAGUGAUUGGUUCUGUUUGAAGGUCAUCGUGACAACACCUGAGGGCGGAGUCUCACUGUUCCCCUGCUACCGAUUGGUCAGCUGCUCGACCUCGCUGGCUCUCAGGGAUUCGAUUGCAAAGUUUGUUUUCAACGACGUCCAACCAAUCGAACUGGAUCAGAGGGUGAACGAGCUGACGUGGCGCCGUCACACCUAUCGGUGGAGUUGCUACGACGACGGUCUUCCGGAGACGAUGAAGGCUGACAACGCAAUGUCACUUCCUGCUGAGGUUCAAUUCUCUGUCUCCAAGGCAACUGACAUGAUUCUGACUGUUGGCAAAGUACUGGUGGAGUUGGGUCUGCAGAGCUUCCUGUUCUCUCAGAAGCGUUGGUCCAGUUUCCAUCAGAUCCAUCAGCUCUGCCAGCAGACCAGGACCCCGACCUGCAGAUUGGUGGAGCGCCUCUGGAGGGAGGACUGGUUCUUCGGACAUCAGUUCCUGAACGGAGCCAACCCGACUCUGAUUCGCCGCUGCACAGAAAUCCCGCCCAACAUGGCCGUUACUGAGGAGACGGUGGCGGUGGCCGUGGAGGGCGGAGCCAGCCUCAGACAGGAAGUGGAGAAGGGGAACGUGUUCGUGGUGGACUACAGGCUGCUGGACGGCCUCACAGCCAACACUGUCAACAGGAAGCAGAACUACCUGACGGCUCCACUCAUCUUGCUGCACCUGAACUCCAGAAACCAGCUGCUGCCUAUUGCUAUCCAGCUGAAGCAGUCUCCAGGUGAGACCAACCCGGUCUUCGUCCCUCAGGAUCUGGAAGCUGAUUGGCUGACAGCCAAAACAUUUGUGCGCUCUGCCGAUUUCGCCGACCACGAGCUGCGUUCUCACUUCCUGCGCACACAUGUGAUGUCAGAGCUCUUCGCCAUGGCAACGCUUCGCAACUUUCCCAUGGUGCACCCUCUCUACAAGCUGUUGGCGCCUCAUUUCCGUUUCACCCUGGAGAUCGACACUCUGGCUCGCCAGCUGCUGCUGUCUGAGGGAGGGUCACUGAAACAGUACACGGCAGUGGGCGGAGCCGCAGCGUUGGAGUUCCUCAGGAGGGCGUCUGCCUCGCUCACCUAUCAGGAUCUUUGUUUACCAGAUGACAUCAUGGGGCGUGGCUUGGACUCCAUUCCUGGUUAUUAUUAUCGUGACGACGGCCUGCGGUUGUGGGACAUCAUCCACAAGUACGUAGGGGGCGUGGUCAGCUACUAUUACCGCAGCGACGAUGAUGUGAUCAGAGAUUCAGAGCUGCAGAGCUGGAUCAAUGAGGUCAUCGUGUUUGGGCGCCUCGGAGACGAGAACAAAGGUUUCCCAAAAUCCUUCACUUCAGCGACGGACCUGACAUACUUUGUUACCAUGGUGAUCUUCAACGCGUCGGCGCAGCACGCGGCCGUUAAUGACGCUCAGCUGGACUAUUUCGGCUGGAUGCCCAACGCCCCGGUGGGUCUGCUGCGCCCUCCUCCGGCCUGCAGGGGGCGCUGCAGCGAGCGAAGCCUGCUGGACAGCUUUCCUGACGUGGACGCCACCGUGCACGGCCUCGCCACCGUUUACCUGCUCAGCAAGAAACCUGCAGACUUCGUUCCUCUGGGCGGCUCGAAGCAGCAGCUCUUCACCGAGAGCGUUCCCAUGGAGAUGGCGGCCUGUUUCCGUAGCGACCUGAAACGUCUCAGCUGUGACAUCGCGGCGAGGAACGUCGGCCUGAAGCUGCCAUAUGUCUACCUGGACCCCGCCGCCGUGGAGGACAGCGUGACGCGCUGAUGCUACGGCUAGCACUGUCUGCAUUACCUGAAUAUGUUAGCUUAGCAUGACCUUAAUGAGUUAGCUUAGCAGUACAUGAAUUAGUUAGCGUCACCCGAGUGUGUUAGCGUAGCAUCACCUGAAUGAGUUAGCUUAAGAUGAUGUGAAUGAAUUAGCUUAGCAUCACCUAAAUGAGUUAGCUUAGGAUGAUGUGAUUGAAUUAGCUUAGCAUCACCUAAAUGAGUUAGCUUAGGAUGAUGUGAUUGAAUUAGCUUAGCAUUACCUAAAUGAGUAAGCUUGGGAUGAUGUGAAUGAAUUAGCUUAGCAUCACCUAAAUGAGUUAGCUUAGGAUGAUGUGAUUGAAUUAGCUUAGCAUUACCUAAAUGAGUAAGCUUAGGAUGAUGUGAAUGAAUUAGCUUAGCAUUACCUAAAUGAGUUAGCAUAGCAUCAUGUAAAUGUGUUAGCUAGCAUGACCUUAAUGAGUUAGCUUAGAAGCACAUGAAUGAGUUAGCAUCACCCGAGUGUGUUAGCGUAGCAUCACUUGAAUGAGUUAGCUUAGUAUGAUGAAAAUGAAUUAGCUUAGCCUGACCUGAAUUAGUUAGCAUCACCUAAAUGUGUUAGCUUAGCAUGACCUGAAUGAGUUAGCAUGGCAUCAUGUGGAUAUGUUAGCUUAGCAUGACCUGAAUGAGUUAGCAUCACCUAAAUGUGUUAGCUUAGCAUCACCUGAAUGAGUUAGCAUGGCAUCAUGUGAAUGUGUUAGCUUAGCAUCAUCUGGCUGAGUUAUUUAUUUUUCAUUUGAAUAAACAGUUUAUAAAAUGUA